Molecule: messenger RNA, 2963 nt
Organism: Girardinichthys multiradiatus
Lineage: Eukaryota; Metazoa; Chordata; Actinopteri; Cyprinodontiformes; Goodeidae
Gene: dedd2
Product: death effector domain-containing 1
Exons: 6
Coding region: 425-1558 (377 amino acids)
Biological process (GO): apoptotic process; regulation of apoptotic process; extrinsic apoptotic signaling pathway via death domain receptors
Cellular component (GO): nucleolus
Molecular function (GO): protein binding; DNA binding
Source: RefSeq, a predicted model, not a curated record
UCCUAAGCGUUCAUAACGCUAAAUUGUGUUUGCAUCACAAAGGUCAAACAAUUCUAUAGACGUGAUUUCUGUUAGCACAAACAUUUAAAAACGGCAUUUGCUGCUAACAAAGGAGCGACACACAUGUAGCAAACUAAUAAAUGCUCGUUAGUUUAACCUUAAUUUAUCACAGGAACAAACGUGACAGAUUACAUAAACGACCACACUGCUCCGCCAAUCAGCGCUGCUGCUGGGCGUCAGAAGAAAGGACUCUUUGUAUAUUUGGCUUCCAGCGGUUUGCUGCAUUCUGGAUGAACAAAGGGACAAAUUAACAGUCACAGCUGACCGUUUGUUUGGCGUGUCUCAGAAACAGCGUCGAGCUGAGGACAAUAAAAGUUUCAGACAAGAAGAGACGGUGGAAAAGAACCAUAGGCAAACCCAGACCAUGGCUGCAGUUCAGUACCCAGAGCGCACCCUCUUGGACUCACUCCACUGGGAUGAAACCGAAUGCCUAAACUAUUACGGGAUGCUCUCUCUCCAUGAGAUGUUUGAAGUAGUUGGCUCUCAGCUAACAGAAGCGGACAUUGAAGUUCUGUCUUUCCUUUUGAAUGAAACCUACCCUUCACCACACCCUCUUGACCCGGCAGGCUGGACAGUUGAACCCGCUGAAGACAAUCCAGAGGACUCGGGUGUAGCUCCAAGUCCACAACUGUUGAGAGCAUGGAGGCGGUUAAAGCACAACGGCUCACAGCAGCCCUUAGAGGACUUUAAGCCUAAAAGUGGUCUUGAGUUGUUGCUCGAGCUUGAGAAGAGGGGAUACCUCAGUGAUGGUAACCUGGAGCCACUGCUGCAACUUUUAAGAGUGCUUACCCGACACGAUCUUCUGCCAUUUGUGUCCCAUAAGAGGAGGAGGACAGUCUCUCCAGAGAGAAUUGGACAGAGGUAUGAACUAGAUAAAACAGAACUGGUGUUCGGAUUACAGCAUAGCUGCAGACAGGCAGAUAUGCCACUUCCAUCCUUCACACAACAGUUAACAACCGAUAUUUACCCUCCUGCAGCUGGGUCAUCUGCAAGGACACGGAGGAAGAAGAGAGGACAUGGCUGGAGCCGUAAGCCCAAGAAAGCAACCAGACAGGUCCAGCCACUGCCUCUCCCACCAGCACCUCAGAAAAUCUCAUGCGAUAUUCGCCUACGCGUACGGGCAGAGUACCUGGAGCACGAGUCGGCACUACGUGAGGGCGUCUCCUCAGACAAGCGUCAGCCACUGGAGCGGCAGUUCGAGCUGUUCAGCCGAGCCAACUCGCUGCUGCGCGCCAGAGACCUGGGCUCCAUCGUCUGCGACAUCAAGUUCACAGAGCUCGACAACCUCGAGGCCUUCUGGGCCGACUACCUGAGCGGGGCUCUGCUGGAGGCCCUCAAGGGGGUCUUCAUCACGGACUCCCUGAGGACGGCUGCAGGCUCGGAGGGCGUCCGCCUGCUGAUCAGCGUGGACCAGGAUGACUACGAGGAGGGCCGAAGGCUGCUGAGAGCCAGGAAAAUGAUGCCUUCUUGUAAUGGUGGGCGCACACAGACUUGCUAAUCCUUGGGAUCAUAUGAGACCCUUUUGGCUGUGUUACAUGAAGCUUGAAGGAAAGGGUAGCUGGGACUAUAUCUGAAGGUAGAUGGCACUUUAAAGGCCUUCUUUUGCAGUUGACGUGACAACCACUAGAUGGCAGAAGUAACCACCGGCUGUUUUUGUUCAUAACAUGCCUUUCAGUUUUCAGAACCAUCUAAGUUAGAACAUCAACAUUUAUGACUGAAGCAGGAAUAAUUAUCGUUUAGUCUGUGUUAAAUUAAAAUGUAUGUACAGGUGCAACAUCCUUAAACACCAGGAUGAAACUGGAUAGAAGAAGAAUUUUCUAAUGACGUACUAAUCCUCGGCCUCCUGAUCAGUUUUUUUUUUUUUUGUAGAUUUAUUCAAGUCGCAUACUAAUAAAAAAGAAAACGGACUGAAUUGACCACCUGAUUCGAUGUCAAAACAAAUUUAUUUUCUUCUAUGCAUUGGAUUUCCUUGGUUCUGGAAAGUCUCCACUAUUAAAACUAAUUGUCCUCAUUUUCUUUGAAUGUUAAAAAAAAAUGAAAUAAGGGAUUGAGUGAUUACCAUAUUUCAAACUGUUAAAGCUAAAAAAAAAAAAAAAAAAAAGAAAACAUUUCUGAAUCUAUAAGUAACAUUGAACAAAAUAGGAAGAAUGUGCUGCUUUUACCACAGUUUGACUUCUCCAUUGAACUUUGAAGAGCCCAGCUGACACAGGAGGGACUAGAUAAAACUGGGAUUCUCUGCCCCGUGCACCACGAUAACCCACCGUAUGAUUGCUGUGGUCGGUGGAUACUUUAGUCAUCAGCAGAUGACAGCACUGAUUAGGAACAGGUCUCAACAGACCAUGGAAGAUUCAUCAUCUCAAGCUUGUCAAGAGCAGUCCUGAUAAUGCGAUGGUGGCUUGUGCCUGGGCUUCCUGCUAGGCCUCAGCAAAAGCUUCUCUCAGCAAGUAAAGCACAGGACAGUGCGUCAGUCAAUAGAAGUGAUGUUGGAGAGAUCAAAAUCAAAGGUGCACAUCCCAGCUCCACUCAGCCCUGCGAUGUUGGCCCAGUAGAGUGGCUCAUGGACAGCUGUCUACUCGCCCUGCUGGAACUAAUGCCUGGACUUCACUCAUAGAAGACGAUCAAUAAGGCCUCUCACUCUUAAGUCCCUUCACACUGGCACGACUUAAGCAGACAGACACUGUCUGAAGUAAAAGUGCAGGGCCGAGCAGAGACCAGCGAGAGGACAAUGAACAGAUUUCCAUGUUUACUUUGUGUGUUUUUGGUAAAGGAAACGAUGUAUGUUUGUAUUGUUCACUAAUUCAGGGGAACAUUCGUUUUUCUUUUGAAAGAUAAUUCUUUUUUGGUGGAAAUCUUUAUAUAUUGGAUGUUUUUUCUGGUGAAUAAUAAAAGUUAUGAUGGCCUCA